This is a messenger RNA of Fundulus heteroclitus (mummichog), 7488 nucleotides long. It is a transcript of the gene col4a4, whose product is annotated as collagen, type IV, alpha 4. The transcript is spliced from 47 exons. Gene Ontology annotation, molecular function: extracellular matrix structural constituent. The coding region runs from base 338 to 5317 and encodes 1659 amino acids. NCBI's taxonomy places the organism in Eukaryota, Metazoa, Chordata, Actinopteri, Cyprinodontiformes, Fundulidae. The record is from RefSeq and is a predicted model, not a curated record. Gene Ontology annotation, cellular component: collagen trimer.
UCUGAUUUGUAGAAUAAAUCAUCCGCAGAUGAGUUAUUGAUCCGGAAAAUCUGCGAAUAUCUUUCUAACUUUAGCGAAGUUUCAUCAAGAUGAACUAGCGGGGGAGUAACCCUGGACGGGUUUUGUUGUGGGGAAUGAACGGAAGUGCAGUCAGAGAUCACCAUCAGCAGCUGGAGGCCGGACAGCUUUCGCUUUCUCCGUCUGAGGAAUGAAAAGUGCGUAAAGCUGCGGACCGAGCGCGCCUCGUCUCCCCUGCAGGGCGACCACCUGGUGAUUACCUGCUGGAGGCGGAGUUACACUGACAGGGUCAUGUGGUAAUCAGCGCUCUGAGGACAAGAUGACGCUCACUUCCUGCUCCACCGCCCAACACCAUAUAUGGAUGUGGUAUGUUCUGGUUCUGCUCACAGCUCCUCCAGCAGCUCCAGGGGGUUACCCAGCGGAGCCGUGUGAUGGGCGGGACUGCAGCACCUGCCAGUGUUUCCCAGCGAAAGGAGCGAGGGGUUCUCCAGGUCCUCUGGGUCCGCAGGGCCCUCAGGGGCCCCGGGGCUUCCCAGGCCUCCAGGGACUUCCAGGACAGAAGGGCCACAGAGGAGAUGAGGGGCCGAUGGGACCUGCCGGUGCAAACGGAGACAAUGGAGUCACCGGCAUGCCUGGAUUUCCCGGCCUAGAAGGAGUCCCGGGACACCCAGGCCCAGCCGGAGGUCGCGGGCCUCCAGGUUUGGAUGGAUGUAACGGAACCAGAGGAAACCCCGGGUCCCCUGGGUUCCAAGGAGAACGGGGAAUGGACGGAGAACAGGGCGUUCCAGGUCCGAAGGGAUUUCCAGGAGAGACAGUGAACUACCUGAUCCAGUUCCCCGGCGUUCCUGGAGAGGCGGGGCCCGGUGGACAACCUGGCCUGCAGGGCGAAGAGGGCAUGCCCGGACCGGCCGGACCCGCUGGCCCCGCCGGGUCCGACGGAGACGACGGAAUACCUGGUCCACCUGGUUUCAGGGGUCCACCUGGAGAGAGAGGCCGAUUAGUGCCGGGGCCGGAAGGAGACCAGGGAGAGCAGGGCGAUCAGGGGCCUCCAGGGCCCUUUGAGUACGUGGAGCCUCCAGACGACCUCUACGUCAAAGGGGAGAAGGGAUCUCCAGGGGAAAAUGGCGAGGAUGGCAUUGAAGGGCUCCCGGGUCUGGAUGGACUGCCUGGCAUCAAAGGAGAGAAGGGGAUUGUUGGGUUUCCAGGAUUCAGAGGGUAUACUGGUCGACCCGGUCCUUCUGGAGCAAAGGGCAUUAAGGGGAUGAUGGGAAGCCUGGGUCUUCCAGGACUGAUCGGUCGAGAAGGUCUUAAGGGCGAUGCUGGUGAUCCGGGCCCUAAAGGCCGCAGUCAGUACAGUGACAUCACUCACAGAGGUGACGCCGGGGAGCCUGGGAUACCCGGAGAGAGGGGUCUUCCUGGCGACAUGGGCCCCACAGGAUGGCGAGGCCCUCCAGGACUCCCAGGAAGAUCAGAACCAGGAGUCGUAGGUAUCGAUGGCCAGAAGGGCGAACCUGGAUCCAAAGGGGACAGAGGAGAGCCAGGUCCGAUUAUAGAAGAAUUUUCUCCUGGAGAACCUGGAAAACCAGGACCGCAGGGACAGCGGGGGCUUAAGGGACCGAGGGGCAGUCCAGGAAGUUAUUGUGUUCCGGGGGUCCCAGGAAUUAAUGGAGACCCAGGUGACCAGGGCUUUCCAGGACCACCGGGUUUUACCGGGCCCAAAGGUGAUCCUGGCUCGUGUUUGUGUGGCCCUCCAGUUGAACUGUGGGGGGCCCCUGGUCCUGUAGGGGAAGCAGGGAAACCAGGGCCACCAGGACCAGGAGGAGCCCCCAGCCCCAGAGGAGAGACAGGUCCACCUGGAGACAGAGGAGCGACGGGUGCAGCGGGCGUGGUCGGAUUUCAAGGUGUGAAAGGCAUUAAAGGACAGAAAGGAGUCUCCAGAGUGGUGGAUGUUAUAGGUGAAAAGGGACAAAGGGGCGGAUGGGGCCCCGAAGGCAAACCAGGAUCCCCUGGCAGAGAUGGACACUGUGGGGCUCCAGGAGCUCCUGGAAACCCCGGACCGGAGGGGGAAAGUUUCAGUGGUUGUACCGGAGAGAGAGGCCUUAGAGGAUUCCAAGGACCAAAGGGACUUUUAGGUCCACCGGGUCCCCAGGGGAACAGCGUGGUUGGGGCCUAUGGAGAGCCUGGGCUGCCAGGAAAUCCAGGACUUCCAGGAUUCCCUGGACCAAGAGGACAACCGGGGAUUCCAGGUGACCAUCUUCGCUGUUUGACUACAACACCAGGUCCCCCUGGGGAGAAGGGAGACCCUGGAGCACCAGGUGUGCCAGGUCCUCCAGGUGCUGCUGGUUAUCAAGGGAACCAAGGGCCGGAUGGGCUAAAAGGAGACAUGGGACCGAGAGGUCUACAGGGACCGCCUGGGAACGAAGGGCCUCAAGGUCAUGUUGGAGACCCCGGAGAGGACGGAAAUGAGGGUUUUAGUUAUGACGCAACUCCAGGCUGUCGAGGUCCCCCGGGCCCUUCUGGACUCCCCGGACCAAGGGGCCACGAUAAUUACGGCCCCCCAGGACCCGAAGGCCUGCCUGGACCACGGGGGUUUCUAGGACCAAAAGGGGUUCUUGGCCCUCCAGGCAAUCAGGGAGCCCCAGGCGUCCUGGGCCCUCCUGGGGACCCUGGAAGAAAGGGGCAGAAAGGAGAUGGAGGGGCCAACGGUGGAACAGGCCCCCCAGGGUCCACAUCAGACCGAUGUAAUACAGGAACUCCUGGUGAAAUGGGCGUCCAGGGACCUCCGGGACCUUCUGGCUAUGCAGGUGUGCGAGGCCCAAAAGGUGAAACUGGGGACAGAGGUCUUUCAGCCACUGGUUGUAAAGGAGAAGUGGGAGAUCCUGGAUUUCCAGGUUUUCCUGGGACAAGGGGGCCACAGGGGCCAACAGGUCCUGUUGGAGACCCCGGCCCACCAGGGCCUUUUGGUCAAAAAGGUCUGCCUGGGCCCCAGGGCUUUGAAGGAUGGCCUGGUUUUCCAGGGAGAAAAGGACUCACCGGAGGCCAAGGCAGACCCGGAGAGCCGGGCCCCAGGGGACAAGAUGGAGCUCCAGGUUGUGUGGGCCCUAAGGGACAGAAAGGUUGUAGAGGCAGUCCAGGUCCUCCAGGGGAUUCCAGCUGCAUUCCCGCGAAGGGCCCCAGAGGACUAAUGGGACCCGCUGGCAUCACCGGAUUCCCUGGACCCCGAGGAAAUAAAGGAAUGAGGGGUCCUCCAGGUAACCCAGGAUCUCCAGGCUACCGUGGACCUCCAGGCAUUCAGGGACCCCGGGGACCCCAAGGGCCACUGGGCAAACAAGGGCCACCCGGACCUCCUGGAUCCAAAGGACAUCAGGGAUACAUGGGCUUUCCUGGGCAGACUGGAGAACUGGGAGAGCCAGGAUGUCCUGGAACACCUGGAAACCCUGGUAAUUCAGGAUGUCGUGGACCUAAAGGGGAUAAAGGAGACUCUGUUAAUAUCUGUAAUCCACCUGGGGAUAAAGGACGUCCUGGACCCAGGGGCAUUAAUGGCCCUCCUGGUCCUCAAGGAGAUCUGGGACCGACAGGCUUUCAGGGGCCACCGGGACAGAAAGGAUGCAAAGGACACAUUGGCCCUCCUGGAGUUUCUGGUGAACCAGGUGGGGUCAGUCCCCCGGGCCCCACGGGUCGGUCAGGACCUCCAGGUCCUCGUGGUGAAACAGGAGCUGAUGGUGUCCCUGGACUAAAUGGCUACCCAGGACAAAAAGGAGCUCCGGGGCCACCAGGACUUCAUGGACUGGACGGACUAAGUGGACGGAAAGGAGCCAUGGGCAUCAAAGGUCUGUGUGAGGUUGGCUGUCCAGGUGGAAGAGGUCCUCCAGGAGAUAAAGGUCCCCAUGGUCCUCAGGGUCCCCCUGGUAUGUCCCAGUCAGGACCACCAGGACCCAAAGGCCCACCGGGACCCACAGGGCCUCUUGGUGUUGAAGGGCCACCAGGUCCACCUGGAGACUUCUGUAAAAACCCAAAUCCUGGGCCACCUGGGGAUCCUGGUUAUGAGGGCCCAGAUGGAGAUCCAGGUUGGCCUGGCGAAACCGGAGAUCCAGGUCCAAACCCGUCUUUCUCUGGGGAGAUGGGAGACGAGGGCGAUCCAGGAUUCCAGGGGCCAAAAGGCCCUCCGGGUUUUCAGGGGCCAACAGGACCAGGAGGACGUCCUGGAGACCAAGGAGCUAAAGGUGUGAAAGGGGAGCAAGGUCUGCUGGGAGUUCCUGGAGAACAGGGUCCGAGGGGCCACCCUGGUUUCCACGGGGCCAAAGGACCGACGGGCCCCCCAGGACUAAGGGGUCCCAGGGGGGAGCAGGGGCGAUUGUUGCCGGUUGACCCGGACCUGCCAGACGGGGGCCCUGAAGGACCACCCGGUCCCCCUGGAGCUAAGGGAGAACAGGGCCUGAUGGGAGAAAUCGGGCCCCCAGGGCUGAAGGGGGCAAAUGGAGAUCGCGGGGAAGACGGAUCGAUAGGAACCUGUGGGCCGCCAGGUGAGCCGGGAGCCACGGGAGAGCCAGGUCUGCCCGGGGAGAACGGCAUGCUGGGAGAGAAAGGUGAUCCAGGGCCCCGUGGUAACCCAGGUCCUCCAGGACCGGACCAAGCACCCAACCUGGGCUUCCUGCUGGUGAAGCACAGCCAGUCGGUCCAGAUUCCCACAUGUCCAUCAAACAUGCAGCAGCUUUGGACCGGAUACAGUCUGCUGUACCUGGAGGGCCAGGAGAGGGCGUACGCCCAGGAUCUGGGUCAGGCAGGAUCCUGCGUCCGCGUCUUCUCCACUUUGCCCUUCUCCGUCUGCAACACCAGGAAAUGCCGCUACGCUGCUCGAAACGACAAAGCCUAUUGGCUGGCGACGAUGGCCACGCCUCCAAAGAAACCCUUUAACGGAGCCGCCAUCCAGAACUACAUCAGCCGCUGUGUUGUGUGUGAAGCGCCCGCCCCUGCUGUGGCGAUGCACGACCCCAACACCCCAGAACCGCCGCCGUGUCCCCCCGGGUGGAGCCACCUGUGGUAUGGACACUCCUUCAUUAUGUUCUCAGGUGGAGGUGAUGAGGGCGGCGGCCUCUCCCUGAUGUCACCAGGAAGCUGCCUGCCGCAGUUCAAAGCUCAGCCCUUCGUGGAGUGUCAGGGCGCCAGGGGAACCUGCCACUUCUUCGCCAACGUCUACAGCUUCUGGCUGACCACCCUCAACAGCACCGACAGCGUGCUGACCGACUCCAGGCAGCAGCAGGAUCACGUGGCCAGGUGUAAUGUCUGCAUCAGGAUGUGAGGGGGCAGGCAGGUGGCGCUCCUCCGCCUUCUUCAUGGGAGACCCGAGGGACGCCGCGCCUCUGCGUUAACGAGGGAACCGGGGACACGCUAGACGGGCCGAGGCUUUUAGUCCGAUGAGGAGAAACUGUGAAGGUAGAGAUUACAGCUGCUGAUCAGGAGAGCGGAUCCACCGCCGGCCUUUCAAACGGGUUCGUCUCCGCUUCAGGGACGUUUGAGUCGUUAGAAGGUCGGCAGCAGUGACUCCAACUAGAAAAGGAAAAAACGUUUAGCUCAAAUUUUUAAAAAUGUCUCAAUCUGUCUGGUUUCCCUCCGGCUUCAGCGUGGCAGAGUAACAAGAAGAAAAAUGAAAAAUGAAAUAAAGGGCACCUCUGUAAAGGUCUCCUCUCUGGGUCGAUCCAGUCUUAAAACCAGAAGCAUGUGUUAAAUGUAAUAUAGAAAAUAAAUAUAGUAAUCUGCUCACAGUAGUUAUUAUGAAACUGUUAGCACUGCAGCUCUACAAACCGUGCAAUAAAGGAAAAGUUGGAUUAAAUAAAAGUUUAAAACAUUUUAUCAGCAGGAAACGGCGUGUUGGGGAUCAGAGGAAACAAACUUCUCCCUUCCUUUAGUUUUCCUUCAUCCGGCUUUAAACCUCUCCAGACGGACAACGCUCUGCUCUCAGACAUCAGAACCAGAACUUUAUGGAUCUUUGCAGCUGCUGCCAGAAACGAACUCCGAGGUUCACUUUAUCCCCAAAAACCCAGACAGAGGGUCGAUAAACUGGACUCUGAGGAGAACGACCUGCUGGACCUUUUCCUUUCAAGCUUAAAUGCUAUUUUCUGUAGAGUCUCCAUUUAUAUUCUGAAAACAACACUUAGAAAUUGUAAGUUAGAAACUUUUAGAGCUUUGGAAAGCUCACAUUGCUCUGACACUGGUUUAAAGCUUUGUGAAUGCUGGUGAUGAAAGUUUAAUCUCUGACUGUUUUUGGCCUCAUAUUUUGUCAACAUGCCUUAUAACAAGUUAGCUGCUUCAUCUUAACGUACGUUCAUCUCCGUCACCUUGGAACCUGACGCCCCGCCCUCUGACAGCUGAUUGGCCGCUGUGACCUUUCUCUCCUCCCCUCGGACACUUAGCCCCGCCCCCCGGUGCAGAGACCACCACUGAUUGGUUGUCUGGGAGGCAGAAACGGUAAACUAGUCAGCGUUUUGUGUUUUUGUUAAGAACUGCGUGAAAAGCUGUGAAUAUUUUUUUUAUAUAUUUUUGAUCCACUUUAAAGUUUUGAGCGGGUUCUGUAGAAACGACCUCUGUGGUGUCGUUUGGAUUCAUGAUUAAAACAAAAUAAUAUGUUUGAACUUUGAAAUUCAGAAGAUUAAGGUCCAUUGACAUAUAGUUAGUCCAGAAUGGUCCUGAGAUUAUAAAUCCAACACAGAACAGAACCAGAGCAACCCCAAAUGAGAACGGCUCUAGAACCAGGAAGUGCUUCUGGUCCUGAUCCUCACAGUUUCCUCUUUGUGUUUAUCCUUUAGUCUGUAAUCAUGUUACUUUAAAUCUGGGGUUGAUGGUUUUCGUCUGCUUUGGUUUCAGUUCUUAGUCCUGGUUCAGUUUCUGGUCCCGGUUCUGGUGGUGGUUCUGGUGGAUUCACUAGAGAACUGUAAAUAUGUUUGAACUCAACUGUUUUAUAAGUUUUCUGUAAAUUUCAUCAGAGUAUUUAUUUAGUCUUGACAAUAAUGCUGGUGCUAUUUCAUGUUUGGUUUUGUUCUCAUUCGUCUCUUAUUCUGGUAAAUCAUGACAGGAUGAAGCCCCGCCAAAAUAAAGCACUUAUCGGACAAAUAAUGGAUUUUUAACAUUUUGGAAAGUUAAGUUAUAUUAAACUGGAUGAUGUCCAAAGUGUUUUGGAGGACAAAAUAUGAUAAUUGUUGAAUUUGGACUUAAAGGGAAAAUCAAGAGACAGAAAGUUUACUUUUUUUCAAAAGAAAAAAGUAAACUUUCUGUUUCCGAUUUUUAAUUGUAGCUAUUGUAAGACUACACUUCCCAUGACGCCUUAGAGAUGGAGGUGGAGCCUCUGUGUUUUUACAUUUAAAUCUGUUGACGAUAUUUUACUUUCUGUAGGAGGAAACUUCACACUAACAAUCCUGGAACAUUUUUACUUCCUUUGAAUGGAAAACUCUUCAAUAAACUGCAUCAAAAUGUCAA